Oncorhynchus tshawytscha (Chinook salmon) is the source of this 1053-nucleotide messenger RNA. Its product is annotated as claudin-10-like. Gene Ontology annotation, biological process: cell adhesion; bicellular tight junction assembly. NCBI's taxonomy places the organism in Eukaryota, Metazoa, Chordata, Actinopteri, Salmoniformes, Salmonidae. The transcript is spliced from 5 exons. Gene Ontology annotation, cellular component: bicellular tight junction; plasma membrane. The record is from RefSeq and is a predicted model, not a curated record. Gene Ontology annotation, molecular function: structural molecule activity. The coding region runs from base 1 to 720 and encodes 239 amino acids.
AUGAGUAACAUGGUGACAGAGAUUUUGGCCUUUAUUCUCACCACGUCUGGCUGGGUCCUGAUCUCCUCCACCAUACCCACGGAUUACUGGAAGGUGUCCUCUCUGGACGGCACGGUCAUCACCACAGCUACCUUCUGGUCCAACCUGUGGAAGACCUGUGUCACUGAUUCAACAGGAGUCUCCAACUGCAAGGACUUUCCCUCCAUGCUGGCACUGGACGGCUACAUCCAGGCCUGCCGGGGUCUGAUGAUCACUGCUGUAUGUUUGGGCUUCUUUGGUGCUGUCUUCGCCUUGGUCGGAAUGAAGUGCACCAAGAUUGGGGGAUCAGACCAAAGCAAAGCCAGGACAGCUUGCAUCGCCGGAGUCAAUUUCAUACUCAGCGGUCUCUGCUCGUUGUCUGCAUGCUCCCUGUAUGCACACAGGAUAACAUCUGAGUUUUUUAACCCCAUGUUUGUCGCUCAGAAGUAUGAACUGGGGGUUGCCUUGUUCAUUGGUUGGGCAGGAUCUAUUCUUUGUAUUCUGGGAGGGGUGAUACUCUGCUUCUCAAUAGCAGAUAGUUCCACUACAAGUCACACAGGCUAUGCCUACAGAGGAGCUACCUCUGCCUCUAAUGUUUCUUCUCACCCUAGAGGACAUGCACAGCCCAUGAGCCAGAGGCCUCCACCAGAGUACAGUAGCUCUUCUAGAGUACAGCACUUUGAUAAGAAUGCCUAUGUGUAAGGGAUGAUAGGACAAAUACAGAACCUGAACAGCGGCAUGGUCUCGAGAGGCCAAUAUACUGCCACACCAGUUAAAAGGAGGAGAAAGAAUGUGUUACGUGACUGGCUGGCCCAUUGUGUCACAAAUUAUGACAGAUCAGAAAGAGAUCACUUUAUAUUGGAGUUGAUCCCCCUGUUCACCUAUUUAUGACAGCACUAAUUUCUAGUCCAAUGGAAAUCAGAGCCUUUUUGAGUUCGUAGGAGAUUUGCUGAGAUUUGUGGCUCUGAUAUUUACUUUACAAUAAAAUGUGAGCAUUCUGGUAGACCUACGCUGCGAAUCGAAAUAGUGUCAAUA